AUGAUGUUUAAUUUUAGUGACUACUUGUUUAAGAUUUUGUUGAUAGGCGAUUCUGGUGUUGGAAAGUCUUGUUUGUUAUUACGAUUUGCUGAUGGCAAUUAUACGGAUAGUUAUAUCUCUACGAUAGGAGUAGAUUUUAAGAUUAAGACGAUAAUGUUGGAAGAUAAAAAAGUGAAGUUACAAAUUUGGGAUACGGCGGGUCAAGAACGAUUCAGAACCAUCACAUCGUCUUAUUAUCGAGGGGCCCAAGGAAUCAUAGUAGUAUUUGAUGUGACGGAUCGUGAUUCGUAUGAUCAUGUUCGUCAAUGGAUGCAUGAAAUCGAACGAUAUGCCGGUGAAGAGGUGAAUACUCUUCUGGUUGGUAAUAAACGAGACCUUACAAGUGAACGUGCCGUCACUUAUUCCGAAGGCGAAGAUCUUGCCGCUAGUUAUGGUAUACGCUAUGUUGAAACUUCAGCUCGUGAAUGUACUAACGUCGAAUCAGCCUUUACCAUCAUGGCCGCAGAAAUCAAAAGCAGAUUUCAAGUUGCAGCAACAACCAGCCAACCCAGGAACAACCCAAUUGCGCUAUCAGCGGCAGGCAAACCCGUCAAAGAAAACAAGUAA
This is a messenger RNA of Gregarina niphandrodes, 606 nucleotides long. Its product is annotated as small GTPase family Rab subfamily protein. The record is from RefSeq and is a predicted model, not a curated record. The transcript has 2 exons. Gene Ontology annotation, molecular function: GTP binding; GTPase activity. The coding region runs from base 1 to 606 and encodes 201 amino acids. NCBI's taxonomy places the organism in Eukaryota, Apicomplexa, Conoidasida, Eugregarinorida, Gregarinidae.